AUGAAUGGUGGUAACUUGGGUCAACGAAGGAACGGUCUUCUACAUAGUAUCAUUUUUCGAAUAAGAGAAAGAAGAACGUUUUAUGCUUCUAAAUGGAUAAGAAGGUUACAAUUGUUAAAUGAGAAAUAUAAUUACAAAAUAAAUAAGGAAGAGGAGGAGGAAAUAGAAUAUGAAGAAAAGAAAGAGGACGAUCAAAUAGAAAAAGUAUAUCCAUUAUGGAAUAGUAGAAGAACCGGAUUGUUAGGAUACAAAGUUGGGUGUAUGAGUAUAUGGGAUAUAUGGGGAGUAAAACAUGCAGUAACAGUCGUUAAGAUAAGCAAUUGUUAUGUGUUAGAUCAAAAGAAUAUAAGUAGAAAUGGAUAUGAAGCUUUAGAAAUAGGAAUAGGUAAUAUGAACGUUACAAAACAGAGUAAAAAUAAUAUUGGUAAUUAUAUUAAAAGGAAGUUAGGAUUUAUACAUAAAAUAAGAGAAUUCAAAUGUACGAGUGAUUGUUUCUUACCUGUUCAGCAUAAAUUUUCACCUAGACAUUUUUCUCCAGGUCAAAAUUUAUUUAUUAGUUCAAGUAUAAAAAAUAAAGGUUUUUGUGGUGCAAUGAAAAAAUGGAAUUUUAGUGGUAAAAAUCAAUCGCAUGGUACUGAGAGUAAAGCACACAGAAGUUUAGGUAGUGUUUCUAUGGGGAAAACUAUCAAUAUAGUUUUUCGAAAUAAGAAAAUGAAUACACAUAUAGGUGAAAAAAGCUUAGUUAAGUGUAGCAAUAAUAAACUAUUUCGCAUUAAUAGUCUUAAAAAUUUAUUAUUUAUUAAAGGUCCUAUUGGGGGAUAUAAAAAUAAAGUUAUAAAAAUAUCUGAUGCGAAAGGUAGAUCUUUCAAUAAAUUCAAAAAUAAAAUAUAUUUAUAUUAUCCAACAUUUAUAUAUAAGAAAAAUAAAAAAUAUAAAAAUGUUAUAGAUAUGCCUCAUAGUAUAGAAGACCCAUUUCUCUAUAACGAAAUUCCCCUAUAUGAACCCACGAAUAAAUGA
Molecule: messenger RNA, 1017 nt
Organism: Plasmodium malariae
Lineage: Eukaryota; Apicomplexa; Aconoidasida; Haemosporida; Plasmodiidae
Product: mitochondrial ribosomal protein L3 precursor, putative
Exons: 1
Coding region: 1-1017 (338 amino acids)
Biological process (GO): translation
Cellular component (GO): ribosome; mitochondrial large ribosomal subunit
Molecular function (GO): structural constituent of ribosome
Source: RefSeq, a predicted model, not a curated record